AUGCACUGCGUAAUUCGCGAGUAUCCUUUGCAGAAUGCCUUGCGCAACACAGUGCGGCCCACCAAGUUCCACCGCACACUCCUGCACGUCUUCCGCGUCAUUGCCAGUUUGGUUGGCGCCUGCAUCGCAGUCACCUUCGAGGCUCCGGUGGAUGAAGAAGUGGAAGCCACCAGCACAGCGACCUGGGACUUGUUCCUUCAGGCAGUGACUAUGCCCAUCACUGGGAAUACCAUCCUUUGUGCCUUUUUGGGAAUCUUGUUCAGCUCCACCGUGAAACGAUUAGUGCUGAGGUUGUUCUACCGCCAUGCCAUUGCCUACAAUCAGCGUCCCACUACUUCUGUGGAAGCAAGAAAGUAUCAGCUGAGGUAUUGGCACGAACUUGCAGAGAUGGGCAAGUGGACUUGCAUCAUUGGAAGCUUCUUGGGCUUCGGCAGCUCCGUGGCCAUGUGCAUGCUGACUCCACAGCCACGUGCAGCAGUAGCGUUCCAAGCCUUCUGGUUGUCCUUGUUGGGAACUCAUUGGCUGCUGCCACUGAUUCGCGGCGGUGCUUGUGCAGUUGUGCUCAUAACAGCAAGAAGCAAGGCAACCUUUGACGGUUGGCUGACAGUUUGGCC
Durusdinium trenchii is the source of this 614-nucleotide messenger RNA. Lineage: Eukaryota; Dinophyceae; Suessiales; Symbiodiniaceae. The record is from the annotation of a GenBank genome assembly.